UUUAUUAAUUGGCUGUGAAGGAAAGCGGGACCGGUACGAGCAAUAUCUGCGCGAUGUAUUCGAUUUGGUGCAGCAUGUCGCUACCAUAGAGGACUGUCCUCAGACGAUAAGGAAUCGGAAAGCGAUUAAAGUGCUGUUUACGCUAUACACUAUCCUAGCAUUAGCAUUACCUAUAGGUUUGGUGACGGCGAUGGAUCAUAUCGGUUCCCUACCGUUGACGAUUGUAUAUGUGGUACCCUAUACGGUUAGCUUUAUGAUCUUGCUUCAGUACUACAGCGUGUUCGUGCACUUGUGGUCCUGCCUGCGAAAGCUUAACAUAAAGCUGACCCCAAUCGUACGUGGAAAUGGAUAUUUACCACACAAUGAUAAAUCCGUUACAUUUCUCACUCUUACUCGUACCGAAAAAGAAGGUCCAAGGAGUCCACAGCUGGAGGUUAUAGAAAAAUUGCGAAUACUUCACCUGCAAACAAUGAACAUUGCAGGCAACGUAAACACUAAUUUCGGUCUGGUCCUCAUUUUGAUUGUGGUGGCCGUUUUUGCCAGCAUCAAUGUGGAGCUGCUAGAGCUUUAUCAGUACAUCAAAAACGGUCGGAUGGGACCAGCCCACAUUGUUCUGAAGCUUUUGUAUACUUGCUUUAAAUUUUGCUUCUACUACCUCAUCGCAAAUCCGAAUUGGAUGAUUCAAAGUGAGAAUGAUCAAAUGCUUAUCCUGCUCUAUUCGAUACGCAAAACAGCGUGCACCGAUGAAACGAACAGUGCGGUACGUUGAUUUAGGUAUUUUGCAUCACCGGAUAAAAUUAUGUUCUUCUUCUCCUUUAAUGAUUUCGUCAGAUUGAGCAUUACAUCUCUCAAAUUUCUAAUCUCCGUAACAUCCAUCGAGCAGGUGGAAUGAUUGAUCUGGACAUGA
This is a messenger RNA of Anopheles darlingi, 907 nucleotides long. RefSeq lists its product as uncharacterized. Gene Ontology annotation, cellular component: membrane. Bases 191 to 769 code for a protein of 192 amino acids. Lineage: Eukaryota; Metazoa; Arthropoda; Insecta; Diptera; Culicidae. The record is from RefSeq and is a predicted model, not a curated record. The transcript is spliced from 2 exons. Gene Ontology annotation, biological process: sensory perception of taste.